Lucilia sericata (common green bottle fly) is the source of this 968-nucleotide messenger RNA. RefSeq lists its product as uncharacterized. NCBI's taxonomy places the organism in Eukaryota, Metazoa, Arthropoda, Insecta, Diptera, Calliphoridae. The record is from RefSeq and is a predicted model, not a curated record. Bases 201 to 968 code for a protein of 255 amino acids. The transcript is spliced from 3 exons. Gene Ontology annotation, cellular component: nucleus.
CGAUGCGAAAGAAAAAUGGUACGCAAUUGAAUAAUUGGUACCCUUUAUUGCGUUUUCGUAUUUUCCUUUCGCAUCUGAUUCGCAUCUAAUUCGCAAAUCUGGCAUCACCGCAUUCUGUAAUUCGAAAGCGUAUGUCAAAAUCGUUCGUAAAGCUCAAAUAACUUGCGCUUACAAAAUAUCAAACGCAAAGGAAACGAAUCAUGGAAAAGCCGAAAAAGUUGCAGACUCAGCAACGCCAGUUCGAAAUCCUAGUUGAUUUUAUGGAGCAACAUAGCGAUUUGGCAGAGGGACAGUUGCAGUGUGGAAAUGCCAAACAACGCGCCAACAAUUUGUGGACAAAAUUGGCAGACGACCUUAAUUGUAAUGGACCUCCUGUAAGGGAUGUAGCUGGUUGGAAAAAAGUUUGGUCUGACCUAAAAACCCACACGAAGGUUAAGAUGCGCAAGAAUAAAAUUAGCAUUUCCAGCACGGGUGGUGGUGUCUCACAAUAUUGCCCACUUUCUUCUAUGGAGGAACAAAUCAUAAAUCUUCUUCAAAUGGAAGAAGCCGUCAAUGGACGGGCAACAUCAACAUACUUUGGCACAAGUAGUAACGUUAGUCACGAUGUUUCAGCAAACAAAGAGCCUGCAGAAGAAGUUUUAUUAUCUUCGCAAAAUGAAAAUUACAGUUUAAGUGAAUCAGCGCCCGCUGACAAACGUAGCUGUUUGGAUGACAGUUUUAAGACAGCCAAACGUUCGCGGCUGUCAAAACAAAACGAGCGUGAUAUUCUGCUAAAAACUCAAGUAGAAAACCAAGGAAUAUUUCACAAUGAAUCCACUAAAGUUUUGGGCGAUGUUCGGGAUUCCUUGAAAGAAUUAGUAAGAUAUAAUAGAAAAAAAGUUGAAUUAAAGGAAAGAAACAUUUUGCAAAAAAAAAAAAAUUUGAAUUUAAAAAAGAAUACAAGCUCCAAAAACAAAAAACGCAAAUAG